AUGAAGCUCUCACUCUCGCUGCUCGCCUCAACUCUUGCCAUCGGCGUCUUCGCCGACCUUCACAACACAGGCAUCUGUUACGACUCCCCAGGAGACGAUGUGCAAGUGUACAACAAAGACGCCACGGACAAGGCAUGCACUGCAUACAAGAAACGAAACACCGGAGACAAGCAGUGGGACCAGUGCCCUGACUGCACCUUGUUGAGUGACCAGGACCUCCUGUACUACUGCCAGUCUGAGGGACAGCACAUUGGAGGAGACGAGUUGAAUUACUAUUGCAAGCAGAACGGCGCAGGAGGUAGCUUGGCGUGGUAA
Messenger RNA from Aspergillus steynii IBT 23096, 315 nucleotides. RefSeq lists its product as uncharacterized. Bases 1 to 315 code for a protein of 104 amino acids. The record is from RefSeq and is a predicted model, not a curated record. NCBI's taxonomy places the organism in Eukaryota, Fungi, Ascomycota, Eurotiomycetes, Eurotiales, Aspergillaceae. The transcript is spliced from 3 exons.